AUGGCUGAGAAUGCAAAUAAUGGUGUCGACAACAAUGAAAAUCUAGGUAACGCAGCAGAUGAGGCUGAUCCGUCAUUGAGAAAUUAUGUACUCCUUACUGUUAUGGGGAUACAUUCAAGUAUUUGUCCUCCUACUAUCGAGGCGAAUAAUUUUGAGAUAAAACCUUUGAUUAUUAAGAUGGUACAGAAUUGUGUACAAUUCAAGGGAUUACCAAAUGAGGAUCCAAAUCUCCACAUCACCAACUUUUUAGAGCUGUGUGCAACCUUCAGAAUGAAUGGAACGAGUAACGAUGCUGUCAGAAUAAGAUUAUUCCCGUUUUUGUUAAGAGACAGAGCUAAGAAGUUGCAAAGGAAGUACCCACAUCAUGGAAUAGAGAAGUGGUUGUUGGUGCACACAUUUUAUAAUGGUUUGGGGGGAAAUACAAGGACCAUUAUUGAUGCAGCAUCGGGAGGAGCAUUUAUGAGAAAAAGUGCUAAUAAAGCUUAUGAAUUACUGGAAGAGAUGGCCAUGAACAAUUACAAUUGGCCCACUGAGCGUAAGAAUAAGAAGGUGGCAAGAGUCUUAGAGGUCGAUCCUAUUGCUUUAUUGACUACUCAAGUGGCAUCUCUAACCAAGUACAGAAUGGAAUGA
Humulus lupulus (European hop) is the source of this 630-nucleotide messenger RNA. RefSeq lists its product as uncharacterized. The transcript is spliced from 2 exons. The coding region runs from base 1 to 630 and encodes 209 amino acids. Lineage: Eukaryota; Viridiplantae; Streptophyta; Magnoliopsida; Rosales; Cannabaceae. The record is from RefSeq and is a predicted model, not a curated record.